AUGGAGUUGCUGCAGGUCUUGAGGCGAGGACUGCAGCAGGUCAGCGGCCACAACGGCCUCCGAGGCUGGCUGCGAAUGCUCUUCAGGACAAAUGAUGUGAGGGUUGGUACGUUGGUGGGGGAAGACAAAUAUGGAAACAAAUACUAUGAAGACAACAAGCAGUUUUUUGGCCGUCACCGAUGGGUUAUAUACACUACUGAAAUGAAUGGCAAAGAUACAUUCUGGGAUGUGGAUGGAAGCAUGGUGCCCCCAGAGUGGCACCGUUGGCUUCACUGUAUGACUGAUGAUCCUCCAACAACAAAACCACCGACUGCUCGUAAAUUCAUUUGGACAAACCAUAAAUUCAACCUGAGUGGCACUUCAGAGCAAUAUGUACCUUAUUCCACCACUAGAAAGAAGAUUCACGAGUGGGUCCCACCUUCAACACCUUACAAAUAA
Messenger RNA from Pipistrellus nathusii (Nathusius's pipistrelle), 438 nucleotides. The record is from the annotation of a GenBank genome assembly. NCBI's taxonomy places the organism in Eukaryota, Metazoa, Chordata, Mammalia, Chiroptera, Vespertilionidae.